Dictyostelium purpureum is the source of this 297-nucleotide messenger RNA. RefSeq lists its product as uncharacterized. The record is from RefSeq and is a predicted model, not a curated record. The transcript is spliced from 2 exons. NCBI's taxonomy places the organism in Eukaryota, Evosea, Eumycetozoa, Dictyosteliales, Dictyosteliaceae. The coding region runs from base 1 to 297 and encodes 98 amino acids.
AUGCAAGUUAACAAUAAUAAUGACAGCAAUGGUUACAAUCCAGUCCAACAUGAAACCUCCAUCAAAAGAGAGAGAAAGGGCGCAAAUUUCGAUUUUUUAGAGCUUCUUUGGGCCGGUCCAGUACUUGCAAUGAUUAAAUUUAUACCAGUAAGACCAAAGAUUCAAUGGACUCUCUUUUCAAUUACAUUAGCAGGAGCAUUCGCACAUGGUACAGUUGCAUUAAAUAAAAGUUUUAAUAAUUUUGCAGAAGAUGAUCCAAAUGUAGAUUAUAGAACCCAAAACAAUGAUAAAAAAUAA